Molecule: messenger RNA, 1238 nt
Organism: Musa acuminata AAA Group (dessert banana)
Lineage: Eukaryota; Viridiplantae; Streptophyta; Magnoliopsida; Zingiberales; Musaceae
Product: WRKY transcription factor WRKY51-like
Exons: 3
Coding region: 110-1024 (304 amino acids)
Biological process (GO): regulation of DNA-templated transcription
Molecular function (GO): DNA-binding transcription factor activity; sequence-specific DNA binding
Source: RefSeq, a predicted model, not a curated record
AAUCGCUUCUUCUUCUUCUUCUUCUUCUUCCUCUUCUACUUGGAGGUAUUCUAAGGUCGGUUGGAUCUGAAGCUUCUGCGGUGAUUGCACGAAUCUUGGGGGAUCCCUGAUGGCCGUCGAUUCGAUGGGCUACCGGAGGAUGGACGACCAGAUCGCGGUCCGGGAGGCGGCCGACGUGGGGCUUCGCACCCUGGAGCGCCUCGUCUUCCAGCUCUCGCACCAGCAGCCGCCGUCGGACUGCCGCGAGGUCACUGACCAUACCAUCGCCAAGUUUAAGAAGGUCAUCUCCGUCCUGAACCGGACCGGCCACGCCCGCUUCCGCCGCGGCCCGGCCCAGCCCGCCUUCGUACCCCCGGUUGUGGAGGACCCGGCCUUGGUGCCAGCGGCGCUCUACCACCACGCGCCCGCUCCUCCUGCGCCGGCGCCGGUGCCCCUCCCGCAGCCCCCGGCGGUUCCACGGGCCGUGACCCUCGACUUCACCAAACCGAAGGAGAGCUUCAGCGCCUCGGGGACGGUGUCGAGUUCGUCGCUCACCGGCGACGGCAGCGUCACCGGCAAGCAGGGCUCCUCGAUCUUGGUUCCCGCCGCCGCGGCCUUCGCCGUCUCCUCCGGGAAGCCGCCGCUCGCGUCGUCCCACAAGAGGAAGGCCCCCGAGCACGCCCACCCCCACUGCCCCGAGGACGCCAAGCAGGCGGCCCCCGCCGGCCGCUGCCACUGCUCCAAGAAAAGCAGGAAGAACCGGGACAAGAGGACGGUGCGCGUGCCGGCGAUCAGCUCGAGGAACGCGGACAUACCGGCGGACGAUCACUCGUGGCGCAAGUACGGGCAGAAGCCCAUCAAGGGCUCUCCCUACCCGAGGGGGUACUACAAGUGCAGCAGCGUGAAGGGGUGCCCGGCGCGGAAACACGUGGAGCGCGCGCCCGACGACCCGACGAUGCUCAUCGUGACGUACGAAGGAGAGCACCGGCACGGCCAGAGCAGGCCCGGCACAGCGCUGCCCGUCGCUAACGCGGCGUCUGGUUGACUUCGCGUUGACCGGCGUUCUGCUCUGUAGUGUUUGGCUCCUUUUUUUUUUUCCCCUCUCUUUCCCCUUUUUCUUAAAAUAGUUUUUUCGAGUUGACUUGUAAAAAGACAGCAAAGGAGAUGUUGACCUUUGACCAAGGAAAUAGCAAGUUUGGUCCAUCUACUGUAGCAUAACAUAUGAAUCCAUAUCAUGGUAACUCAAUUAGUUUGCCAAA